AUGUCCAGCUCCGAGGACCUGCUCAGCCUUCAGCCGUUCCAGCCCGGCAUCCCCACAGGCUUCGCAUCGGCUGCAGAUAUCAAGAACGCCUACGACAGAGCCCGGCUAAUCUGCCAGCACCACGCACUCUCCCUACAGGACAUCCUCACACUUUCACCCAAGUUUUGGCAUUUCCACCUCGACACCAUCCACGCUGCAGCCAACAACUGUUUGGUGCUACUGACCACCCACCUGAACCUCUGCAUCGGUACUUUGGGCUCCUACCUGAAGGAUAGGCCUGACCUCGCGCCGCUUAUCGAAAAGCUCCUGAAGUUUGAAAUCAAUGGCCAAUAUCUGCUCACCGAAGUUGGCUGGGGUGUCGACGCCGACGAGCUGAAGACGACGGCAACCAUGCAGCCUGAUGGCACUUUCGACCUCCACACUCCCUAUCAGCAGGCCGCAAAGUUCAUGUCACCAACCACGCCCGAUGCUGGAAUGCCGAGCGGUGCCAUCAUCUUUGCACGCCUGAUUGUCGACGCCGAGGACCGAGGUGUCCGGCCUUUCUGGGUACUACUCCACGACAGCGAGCAGAUGGAAGAAGGCGUCAUCUCCUACGCCCUGCCCAAACGCGCCGGGACCCAGCCCACCGACCACGCAGUCACAUUCUUCAACCACAAGAGACUAGCCAAACACUCCUUACUCGGCUCCCUAGAAAAGCCCACGGACCCCGCCGCCCACUUCGCCCAGAUCGUCUCCCGCGCCAGCAUCGGCACCCUCUCUAUCUCCACCGUCAACGUCCCCUGCCUGAAACUCUGCACCUACAUCGCCGCCAAAUACUCCGCCCGCCGCACCGUCACCGGCCCCGCCCCCAACCCCACCCAAACACCCAUCCUCACCUACCGCACCCAACACGGCCCCAUCCUCCACGCCCUCGCCCAAUCCCUCGUCUGGACCGCCGCCUCUCACCACACCGCCGCCCUCUUCUCCGCCGCGACCACCCCGCCCGCCCUCAAACCCGCCCUCGCCAUCCCCUUCAAAACCGCCAUCCAGCACCAAACCCAAGCCACGCUCGGCCUCCUCUCCGCCCGCUGCGGCGCCCAGGGCCUCUACGAGCACAACGCCAUCAUCUCCUGCCAGCACCUCAUGCGCGGCAACUCCUUCGCCGAAGGCGACGUCGUCGUCGUCGCCAUCCGCCUCGUCUCCGACCUACUCGCCCACCCGGACCGGCACCCGCUGCCUCCUCCCCUCGCCUUCCCCGACGCCCCCCUCGCGCGCCUGGCUGCCGGUCUCCUCGCUGAGGCGCGGCGGGUGCACGACGCGUUGCUGCCUGGCGAUGGCGGCGCCGCGGACGAGGCGGCGUUUAAUGCGAAGGUCUUGCCGCUGUGCGAGGGCGUGGCGCGGGCGAUUGGGUGCGCGAGCGCGCACGAUGCGGCGAGGCGGGCGGGGGUGGCGGGGGAUGUGCUGGAUGUGUUUGAGGCGGGGUGCGUGCGCGGGGAGUGGGAGAGCUGGUUUGUCGAGGAGAUGGGGUGGGGGAGGGGGGAGGUGGCGGAGAGGGAGGAGAGGGCGUUGGGGAGGCUGUAUGGGCGGUUGGACGAGCUGGUGGAGGGGUUGGGCGUCGGGGCGUAUGCGCGCGUGCCGUUGAUGACGGAGGGAGCGUGGGAGGGGUUUGUGCGCGGGUUGCCGAGGUUUGAGAGGGGGGGUUGA
Diplodia corticola is the source of this 1683-nucleotide messenger RNA. Its product is annotated as acyl-dehydrogenase nm domain-like protein. The transcript is spliced from 2 exons. NCBI's taxonomy places the organism in Eukaryota, Fungi, Ascomycota, Dothideomycetes, Botryosphaeriales, Botryosphaeriaceae. Gene Ontology annotation, biological process: fatty acid beta-oxidation using acyl-CoA oxidase; lipid homeostasis. Gene Ontology annotation, cellular component: peroxisome. The record is from RefSeq and is a predicted model, not a curated record. The coding region runs from base 1 to 1683 and encodes 560 amino acids. Gene Ontology annotation, molecular function: acyl-CoA oxidase activity; fatty acid binding; FAD binding.